Messenger RNA from Pelmatolapia mariae (spotted tilapia), 2938 nucleotides. It is a transcript of the gene chkb, whose product is annotated as choline kinase beta. The record is from RefSeq and is a predicted model, not a curated record. NCBI's taxonomy places the organism in Eukaryota, Metazoa, Chordata, Actinopteri, Cichliformes, Cichlidae. The coding region runs from base 169 to 1632 and encodes 487 amino acids. Gene Ontology annotation, molecular function: choline kinase activity; ethanolamine kinase activity. The transcript has 11 exons. Gene Ontology annotation, cellular component: cytoplasm. Gene Ontology annotation, biological process: phosphatidylethanolamine biosynthetic process; CDP-choline pathway.
CGUGACGUAGAAAUUUACUGCCAGCAACGACCAAUGAGAUUUGUGUGCGAACUCGCUCUCGAAUUUUGAUUGGACGUCGAAUUCUUCAUCUCGGCUCAUCAAUCCACUGGUACGUUACCUGCGUAACGAGUUUACAAUAUAUUACGGUUACGCUGUCAGCCGCCUCCCAUGUGGUUCAUAAUAUCCAGUUAUGUUCGGCUCUUCCGGUUAAGCAGCUUUACCGGCGGACUGCGUGUGUCAGCGAGUCCCUCCUGUCGCCUCAGACCGACAUUUCACCCUGCUGUUCCUUCACUCUCCGCCCGGAAAUUCAACAUGCAGCCCAGCCGAAGUGUAGCAAGCAGUUGCGGCGAAGCGGGUUUAGACAAAGCAAAUAGUUCAGGGCCGGAGAAUUACAGCACCAGCAUUGCCACAGUCACUACAGAAGAAACGGGUCCUCCGGAUGUGAAGAAGCAAGUGGAGAGCACGCUUGUUCUAAACCAGAGACGCCUAAGGACUCAUAGUCCGCUAUUAGGGGCCAACUGUGAUGACGACUCGGAGGCAGAGUCUUUCCGGGAUGGGAGAAGCGAAGAGGUCGACCGGGACACCAGGGAGAGGGCCAUAAAUUGGUCCCGAGACUUUCUGUCGGGGUCGUGGAAGACCAUUGAAGAUGCUGAUUUUCAAAUUAGCAUUGUCAGUGGUGGACUGAGUAAUCUGCUGUACCUGUGUAGUUUGCCCGACCAUGUGCAAUGUGUGAAAGACGAACCUCGCCAGGUGCUCCUCAGGAUUUAUGGUGCCAUCUUACAGGGAGUGGACUCUUUGGUACUAGAGAGUGUGAUGUUUGCCAUUCUGGCUGAACGAGCUUUAGGCCCAAAACUUUAUGGCAUCUUCCCCCAAGGACGCUUGGAACAGUACCUUCCGAAUACUCGCAUGCGCACCAGUCAGCUUUCAGACCCAGCCAUCUCCGCUGAGAUUGCCACGAAGCUGGCCCGUUUCCAUAACAUGGUUAUGCCCUUUAACAAAAAGCCUAAGUGGCUGUUUGGGACCAUCGAUAAAUACAUGGAACAAGUGAUGAAUAUUAGUUUUGUACGUGAGGCACAUGUGAAGAAGUACAAGAAGCUGAUGAAACUGGACCUUCCUGCUGAACUGAGAAGCCUCCGUGCUUUGCUCGCAGCAACUCCCUCGCCAGUGGUGUUUUGUCACAAUGAUGUCCAAGAAGGCAACAUCCUCAUGCUGGAAGAGGGAAAGCAUUCCUCAGCGGAAAAACUCAUGCUCAUAGACUUUGAAUACAGCAGUUACAACUACAGGGGUUUUGACUUCGGCAACCAUUUCUGUGAGUGGAUGUAUGACUACACCUACAAUGAGUGGCCUUUCUACAAAGCCACACCAGAGAACUAUCCAACCAGAGAGCAGCAGCUUCUUUUUAUUAGAAGUUAUUUGGCAGAACAGCACAAAGACAAUAACGUUGCUGUGGACCAGACACAAAUUGAAGAAGAUUUAAUCAUUGAAGCAAACAGAUAUGCAUUAGCAUCACACUUCCUCUGGGGGCUCUGGUCCAUCAUACAAGCUAAGAUAUCCAAGAUUGAGUUUGGAUACAUGGACUACGCCCAGUGUCGUUUUGAUGCCUACUUCAAGCAAAAGAAGCUCUUCAGCUGAGAUCCAGCUUGUUAAUCAAAAUGUACUGUCUCAUUUGUCUGUCGUUAUCAUUCUUCAAGCUUGCCCCCUACAUUGUGUUGGAACUAUGUCUGUCUGCUUAAGGUGAAAUGACAAAAAAAGACCCUCUGCACCUCAAGCAUUCUAUUUUACUCACGAAUACCCUUAUUGUGAAAUGUUGUCAUCAUUUUGGGGGCCACAGUUGAUUCACAACUGGUUUUCUUUCAUAUAAACACUUGUUAGAUGCACUUCACUUCCUUGGACCAUUAUUAGACACUGGCCGGUUAUCAUGGGACGCAUUUGUGUAAAAGAUCUACCUCACCCUUGUGAUGUUCAUAGGGUGUAUAGUUUUCAUCCUAAAGGGCUGAUUCUGACUAUUCAGUGAGGGAAUAACUGAGACCCUUAUUACCUAAUCACUCCAUGCUUCAUAACUUUUUCCUUAAACAAUUUAAAAAUAUUCCACUCCAGUUAUUCUUUAACUGUUACAUUACAAACUUGCCUACAUUUAGCAAAUUAUUAUGGGAGUCAGUUUAACUAUUAGAAAGUGUAAAGCUGUUUUUUACACAUGAACUGGAGCGCUGACCUGUUUUGGACAUUCAAAGCAGAAAGUUUACGUGGUGUCCUGUCGCACUGAUGUGAGAAUUGCGCAAGUGGUAGUGGUGUAUGGCAACUCCUGCAUGCUUUAUCCAGACAGCACCCUCUCCUUACUUGCACAAAGCCUUUCCCAUAAUGAGAACACAUCUGAAACAGGCUCUCUUAUGUACUGCAUCAGCAUUUUGCAACUUAAAGCAACUUGCAGAGUUCAUGUAUGAAAAAUGGCUUGCAGCAUUUAUGUCAGUCUUUUUUUUUUUUGUCCUGUUAUUACAGUGCAUUUCUGCUGCACUAACUACCUGCCCUUUUAACUCUGUUUUGUUUCCACUUCUUUAAAAUUGCUUCUAUAACUGCUGCUUCAAACAUGUGACAUUCUUACCAAACAUACCAAUCUUUUAGAAAAUAUUUUAAAAAAUUGGUAUAUUUGUGCCCGUUUCACCAAUAAUAAAAAUGUGUUACAGUCCAUUACUGUAGCCCAUUUGAAUGUGAAGUGCUUCUUUUUUUGACAUGCUUUUAUUUAUUUAGACUUUGUUCUAUAUUUGAAUAAAUGUACAUCAAUUUGACAUCAAAUAAAGUUUGCAAAACAAUGUUUUACACAAAGAGGAAACUUGAAGGUUUACUCAUUAACUACCUGUGACUGUUUUUGUUUUUAUUUUUAAGAAAGUUUUUCUGUAAUUUUAUUCUGUUAAAGAAAUUCAGUUUAAAUGCGAAUAAACAU